Pieris macdunnoughi is the source of this 1017-nucleotide messenger RNA. The record is from the annotation of a GenBank genome assembly. Lineage: Eukaryota; Metazoa; Arthropoda; Insecta; Lepidoptera; Pieridae.
AUGUUCUCGAUCAGAAGGUCCUGUACUGGCCAUAUACGCGUCUGUUUCUCUGCAUUGUUAGCCGUUGGCAAUGAUGGAAGAGAACCAUUUAAAGCUCGCGUCGGAUCAUUACCGUUUCUUGUGUACUUCACCUCCCGGUAUCGAGGUAUAUGUGUUGGCACGCUUCUGUCCCGCACUACAGUCAUCACUGCAGCUGUGUGUGUAACCAACCCUAACACACACAUACACGACUAUCGCCCUAUAAACGUGAUAACUGGCACGUCAUACAGACAUCCCAGAAGAGGGAUAAGAGUCCAAGUUACUAAAGUAUUGAUGCCGAAAUGUAUUAACGAUUCGGCAACAAUUGGUUACACAGUUCAACAAUCACCAGCUGUGUUGGUUCUUAAGCGAAAGAUACCAGAUGUCCUGGUUGAGAUACCUUUGAGGCCCAUUAACAUUGACUACAAAGGAGAAGAAAUCCUCUCGCUACAUGAAGAAUGCAUAAUGGCCGGCUGGCAUUUUUUCUAUAAAGGGGACAAAAUAUAUCCAGUAAGCAAAUUCCUCUUACAAAGAAACACGAGAGUGCAAUUUUUAGAAAUUGCUAGGAAAAAUGUUUGGUGCGAUACAUUGACGCUUAAGUUUCAAAAAGCUCUUCUUAACAUUGGCUACAAAGGGGUUUUUGAUAAAUCCUAUUCUGUUUGUAUCAGAGACACUGAUCAAAUAGCCCAGCCUUGUCACGGUAUGUAUGGUGCGCCUUUAAUCUGCCGAGGGAAACUUGUUGGACUACUCAUGGCUCCAGAUGCCCAGUGGUCAAACUGUACAGGAUACAGUAAUCUCAUACAUUUGUUUAACUCGGAACAUACCUUAAGUUUCAUGAAAUGCGUCAGUAGGAUGUUUGAACCAGAGUUUGAUUUAUCCUGGGAUGGCCUUAAGACUUCAUUACAAUUAAGUGAAUAUGAAAAGGAAUAUGACUACAUACCAGCUAUGUACGACAGAGUAUUAGGUGACUCCAGUACUUCAAGUGAAGAAGUUAUCUAA